UGUUCAGACAUGUGUUCAUGUUUUGGCUGAUCCGAUCAGAUUGUUCAGUUACUUCACUGUUCAGAGGAUUAUUUUAACUUACAAUGAUACGAAUUUGUCAAAAUGUUCACUAUGCAUUUUCUUUGACGUGAUCAUCACAAGACAUACCAAUUCGUGACAAGUUUGAUAUCAUUGACAGAUUUGAUCAGCUGAGAUGAUGGCAUUCAUGGCAGCAGCAAGAGCUGUCCUCCACAAUGUGCAUCACCUUCACAGUGAAGUGACACUGCUCAGACAGGUCUGCAGAAGGGUCACAUUACAUAGAUUGUGCAUUUCUCAUGUACGCUGCCAUGUAUCAGUGAAGAAUGGUCCCAGUGACAUCAACAGUCUACAUGAUGCCAGUAACUCAGAUAGGACAACUAAUCAUGAUCAAUCUACCACUUCUUUGGAAACAUCUGACAUCCAUGUGGAAGAAACUGAAGCUGAUUCCUCAAAGUCUAUGCCAUAUGCUAAUGCAAGCCAUGCUCUGAACAAAAGAAUAGUUAAGGGAUAUCCAGAUACCUUACAUCUGGAGCAAGCAUCAACUGUGGGUAUGGACUGUGAUUCGGAUGAUGAAAUAGAGUCAUCUUGGAUGUUUGAAGAAGAGGAUAAAAGUUUAGAACUAUCUGGUGCAGACUCUGAUGUAAUCAAUUCACAUCAGAUUUCAAAGCAUGUGGUAGAACCACAAUACCAUUUAUCUGCUUAUGUGAAUGAAUCUGAAACACUAUCCCAGCUUGUGAGACUGGGAGUUGAUCUGACUCAGUUACAGAGAGUUAAGGGUGCAGCCGAUAUGAUCAUUCAGCUGGAUUUUGAGACACAGGUUAAACCACAUCUGUUGUUUUGCAUGAUUGGUGUGCCAGAUUCGGACCUAGGAAGUUACAUUUCUAAGAACCCUAAGAUCUUUAAUGAAGAUUUAGAGGACUUGAGAGUUAGGAUAAACUAUAUGGAAUCCAAGAAAUUUUCCAAAGAGUCAAUAGCCCGCAUAGUAUCCAAGGCUCAUGUGUUCCUAUUGAUGCCAGUGAAGAUGGUUGAUGCCAAGCUGGGAUACUUGCAGCAGGAGUACCGACUCACAGGGAACGAGGUGAGGGCUGUGAUAACAAGACUGCCUAAGCUGGCCACAUGGAAUCUACAGAAACUCAAGGAUAACAGAUUCUACAUCAAGGAAUUCCUUGGGUUUUCUGAUGCAGAAUUAAAGCAGAUGCUUGUGAAAUAUCCCAAACUAUAUUUUGACCAGUAAUACGGCCUUGGUAGAAAGUUUGACUACCUUUACAACACAAUGGAGAUGUCCCACAACAAACUGGUGGAGUGGCCGCAGGUGUUCCGCUGUCGUCUCCACAUCAUCCAACAGAGGCAUCGCUUCCUGCUGAGCGUGGACCGGGCUCAGUAUGAACCCACCAAGGAGAACUAUGUGUCACUGAAUGCUCUAGUCACUGGCUCGGACCUGGCCUUCUGUGAAAAUGUGGCCAAAGUCUCAGUCUUUAAGUUCAAUAACUUCCUGAAAUCAAUUUAGUUGAUUGAGGCAUCCUUGAAUACCGUGUCCAUUCUGUUUUGAUAAAUCCACAGGACACUUUUGCCUCCACAACUCUGUCAUGAGCCCAGUUGACAGACACCAAACUAUAAACAGCCCUCCAGUGAAUUACACAAGAGAUACGAGUGGUGGAGGUGGUGAUUUCACUUCUGAAUUUAAGCUGUGGUGGUGUAUCAGUCCAGUGUAUUUUCAUGAUAGAAUGGAUGAUCAAUUACUGCAUUGUGAUAAAAAGACACAAUAUGUCAAUAUAUGGAGUAAAAAAAAUUGGAAGCUGAAUUUAACCUCCUCCUGCAUGAAUGAAGCUGGGAGGGUCUGCUCAAAUGGAGCAAGCCAUUACUGGAACUUGGAUUCCUUGUGGUGAUGGAGAUGAUUUCAGUGCCAGCAGUAAUAUCUUGAUGAAGAUAUGUGUGGUCAGUUGAAGUGGGUGGUUGUCUUCAGGCAUGUUGUAAUAAACCAUUUUCUGGUGCAGACAAUGAUGAUGUUUGAAAUGUUUUGGUGUGAUAAGUAGUGAAACUGUUUAGACAUUUCCUCUCAUUUCUGCAGUAAGCCUAUCCAUCUACUGCAGUGUGUGACCCUGGGUUUGGGACUGUGAAUGAUGAAUUUACCACCCAUCAGAUACACGUCCAUUUGUUAAAAAGGCACAACAUUAUCCAGACAAGAUAAAAUGGUUUGGAUAUCAAUUGCCAUCAGUUACAAUAUUGGUGCUGACAAAAACUUCAGCAUGUUCAGGCUUGGACCAAAACAACAACCUCUUCCAGCCUUUAUUGUCCUUUCAUGAAGUCAGUUUUCUGCCUGCAUGGAUAAGUACAUCCCAACUCAACCAUGGAUGGCAACCUUGACAUCUGGAAGGAAUAUUAAUAUGUGUGUAUGUGUACUUGUUACGAUUGAACUGAAUAAAUAAUCACCAACAAAUACUUUCCCAUAUGUUUACUGUAUAAAACAGGUGUCAAGGUCAAUCAUGAUAUACACAAUAAGUCACAGAUACACAAAUGGAAAACUCUCUAAAACCAGCGUAUGAUGAUUGCUACAUAAGUCCCCAGUUCCUAGCCUGAUGGUAAUCAAAAGGGUAAAACAGAUUGAUGAUGGAUUGCAGGGAUUUACAGGACACGAAUUGAUAAUGGA
Haliotis rubra (blacklip abalone) is the source of this 2665-nucleotide messenger RNA. Its product is annotated as transcription termination factor 3, mitochondrial-like. Gene Ontology annotation, molecular function: double-stranded DNA binding. Gene Ontology annotation, biological process: regulation of DNA-templated transcription; mitochondrial ribosome assembly. Gene Ontology annotation, cellular component: mitochondrion. The record is from RefSeq and is a predicted model, not a curated record. NCBI's taxonomy places the organism in Eukaryota, Metazoa, Mollusca, Gastropoda, Lepetellida, Haliotidae.